Messenger RNA from Drosophila miranda, 1590 nucleotides. RefSeq lists its product as uncharacterized. Bases 743 to 1336 code for a protein of 197 amino acids. NCBI's taxonomy places the organism in Eukaryota, Metazoa, Arthropoda, Insecta, Diptera, Drosophilidae. The transcript is spliced from 2 exons. The record is from RefSeq and is a predicted model, not a curated record.
UUAUAAAAAUUCCAUCACCGAGCACAAUCGAAGCCUCUCUUUUUUGACCAACAAAUUCAAAUUUUAUCAUAAUUUUCCAAAAACAGUCGGAAACAUUCCACCAUCACACAAAUAGUUUGCUACAACAUUGAUAUUAAUUUUGGUAAAAAUUAUCUCCAUCGGAAGGCGUACGUUAAUUCAUUACAAUGGCACCCACACCACCAAAAUCGAAUCCGUCGUUGCCGGCGGUGGUGAGCAAAAGUCCGCGGGCGGAGCUAUUAUUCACAAUUCAGUUGCUGUCGGGAAGGGCCGUGGUGAUGGUGGAGUGCCCGGGGUAUGACACGGAGCUGUUCAUACCGCAGAUUGUCAAAGACCGGAUCACCCUCCAAAACAUGCUGUAUACCCGACCGUUCAACCUGUGAGCAGUCCGCCGGUGCGAGCACCGAAGAGGAUGAUUUCGUCUACACUACCACCACCUCUGGCAAGGAGCACUCCAACUUCACUUUCUGCCAACAAAACCGUUGAGCUGACACCAGAACCAGCGCGUUGCCAAGCAAUUCCAACUUCACUUUCUAUUCGUCGAAUCCGCGCUGCCGACAAAACCGUUGAGCUGACACCAGAGCCAGCGCGUUGCCAAGCAAUUCCAUUCGAAUCCGAGAUACAGGGCGUAUCUCUUCAUGUGAACUAGUCCUAUUCGAACUCCAGCUUAGAAUCCCAUCCUCCGCUUCUGCCGCCUGAAGUUUUGAGCAUCACAGACGCGAGGAUGAGUGUGUCGAGCACACCCAACUCUAAUUUGAACGCAAGCCCACCUCUGAGAAGCUCAAUAUGGGUGAAGCCGCCGGAGCGCACUUACGCGCGUCGUAAGACCGACAAUAUCGGCAAAGCCAAGCCGCCGACGAAAUGGUCGCCGGUGCAAAACAAGAAACGGCAACCACUAUCUGCAACGAAGGGUCCAAAUUCGAGCAUGCAUAUAGAAGUGCGCAGGCGGAACUUCCUUGAGGACACACACAAGACUAUUGAGCCCUACGACCUGCAAAAUGCUAUCAGCUCGCCUGUUGUCCAAAAGGAAAUCAUCCAAAGGCAGGUCACUGCCAAGACAAAACAGCAGUUUGAUGCGCUGAAAGGCACGGCCUUCGAUCUGCUGACAACGUCCGACCAAGGGAACAUAGCCGAAGAGUUGGUCCAACAGUUUCAGGAGGCCUGCAUGGAUAGGCGUUCCUCCACAGUGCCCAACUACAUAGAGCUGUCCGCCAGCCCUCAGCUGCAACUAGACCACGAGGUGAAUGCUUUGCUGGCAAGACAAAAGCGUUUAGAUCGGGUAAAUAAAAAGCCAAUGAAAUGGAUGAAGCGCACGUGAUUUAUUGCCGCUGAUUUGUCUACGUUUUAAAAAUUUACUGUUCGCCCUUCAAGUCAAUUGCAAUAUGUCUUAGGGUGUAGCAGCGUAUUAAAUGUCCCUUUCAUGAAGAAACAUAUUCCUUUUAGUCCUACUUAGUCGUAGUUAGCCCUACUAUAUGUACAAAUCUACCUAAAGAUAAAUUUAAAUAAUUAUAAUUUUGUACGAUAAAACGUAAUUGUAAUUGGGAACCCAAGACCCGGACCAGAGGCCUCUAA